GUCCUGAACCCGCUCACCCCCGUGCAGGACACCCUGUGCCAGCUGCAGAACGAGACGUCGGCCAACAACCCGGCCGCCGUGCCGCAGCGGUCCGUCAACUUGUACUACAUGGUCAAGAUGCAGAUCAGAUCAGACAACGUGUGCCUGAGGCCGUGGUCGUUCGAGCGCGUGCCCAACAGGAUGAUCCGGGGGCUGGACCGCGCCCUCAUCUACACGUCCACCAAGGAGGCCUGCCUGGCCGCCUGCCUCAACGAGCACCGGUUCGAGUGCCGCUCCGUGGAGUACAACUACGUGACGCUGCGCUGCCACCUGAGCGACGCCGACAGGCGCAGCACCGGCCAGUACAUCCAGAUGGUGGAGGCGCAGGGCGUCGACUACUUCGAGAACCUCUGCCUCAAAGCCAACAAGGCCUGCAAGGGCAGCCGCGUGUUCUCGCAGCCGCGCAUCGGCGUGGCGGCCGACAAGGUGGCGCAGUACGCCAGCCUGCACUACUACGUGGACAAGGAGCUGCAGGUGGCGAGCGAGGCGGCCUGCCAGCUCGCCUGCGAGGUGGAGAACGAGUUCCUGUGCCGCUCCUUCCUGUUCCGGGGGCCGCCGCAGGGCGCGGCCUACAACUGCCAGCUGUUCCACCUGGACCACAAGACCCUCCCCGACGGGCCCUCCACCUACCUCAACGCGGACCGGCCGCUCAUCGACGACGGCGAGCGCAUCGGCAACUACAUGGAGAACUACUGCGAGAAAACGAGCGCGACGAUGGACCAGCUGCCGGUCGUGUUCGACACCACGGAGGACCCCAACGUCAACAACCUGACCCGGGCGGACGUCAACUGCGACAAGACCGGCACGUGCUACGACGUCUCCGUCAACUGCAAGGACACUCGCAUCGCCGUGCAGGUGCGCACCAACAAGCCCUUCAACGGGCGCAUCUACGCGCUGGGCCGCUCCGAGACGUGCAACAUCGACGUCAUCAACAGCGACCUGUUCCGCCUCGACCUCACCAUGACCGGGCAGGACUGCAACACGCAGUCUGUGGUGAGUAGUGAGACCGGAGUGUACUCCAACACGGUCGUCCUGCAGCACCACAGCGUCGUCAUGACCAAGGCCGACAAGAUCUACAAGGUCAAGUGCACCUACGACAUGUCCUCCAAGAACAUCACCUUCGGCAUGAUGCCCAUCAGGGACCCCGAGAUGAUCUCCAUCACGUCCGCCCCCGAGGCGCCUCCGCCGCGCAUCCGCAUCCUGGACGCGCGCAGCAGGGAGGUGGAGACGGUGCGCAUCGGCGACAAGCUCACCUUCCGCAUCGAGAUCCCCGAGGACACGCCUUACGGCAUCUUCGCCCGCAGCUGCGUCGCCAUGGCCAAGGACUCCAAGAGCACGUUCCAGAUCAUCGACGACGAAGGGUGCCCCGUGGACCCGGCCAUCUUCCCCGGCUUCAUCCCCGACGGCAACGCGCUGCAGUCCGUGUACGAGGCGUUCCGCUUCACCGAGUCGUACGGCGUCAUCUUCCAGUGCAACGUCAAGUACUGCCUCGGCCCGUGCGAGCCUGCCGUGUGUGAGUGGGGCCGCGAGUCCGUCGAGUCCUGGGGCAGAAGGAGACGUUCGGCGCCGUCCAACGACUCCGAGGAGGCGUCCGGCGACGACAUGACGCUGUCCCAGGAGAUCCUGGUGCUGGACUUCGGCGACGACAAGCAGAGCCAGUCCCUCAGGAGUGAGGCGUCCACCGACUUCGGCAAGGACCACACGGUCAUCAUGACGGACACGUGCCCGACGAGGACGUCCGUGCUCGCGCUGGGCGUGACGUGCGCCCUGCUGGCCCUCGUGUACCUGUCGACGCUGCUCUGCUACUGCACCAAGAAGUGGAUGUACCCCCAGAAGGUGGUGGCUUGAAGGAAGCCGCGGACACGAUGGCCAUGAACCUCCCGGUCCUGGAGCAAGGUGGCAGCACGUCGUGGCGCCCGUGGUGCCGACAUGCCGCCAGGCCCCAGCCACCCCUGCUGCAGUGUCCACGCCGCCUCCCCCACCGCCGCCAUCUAGACCCUCGUCCCGGACGAGUCCCGGACUGUGACGUGACACCAGGGGCAGUCUGGCCCAGAAGAAAUGGAUAACCUGGCAUCGUGGAGACUAUGGCCAGCCGCCGGAAGCGGCGUUGUUCAGUGCGCUGCUGGGCGUCUUCCGCGCACCGAGCCGCCGCCAGCUCGCUCGGGCGCGAGGAGGCCCACGCGGGGCACUCCGGUCUCAGCUUCAGUGGUUUCGAAAACUUCCUCCAAAAAAAAUGUUUGAAAAUGAUUGAAACUUAGGAAACGUGUGAGACUGUGUACAGUGUACAGUAGGCUGCUGGCCAUAGCAGUAGGUGUCGCAGCUAAUCCACUUCUUCCUCAAGUCCCCCAACCGUUUUGUGUCACAGUGCGAGACCACUUUGUUUCACGAUUGCAAUUAGACUGGUGGGUGGAGACGUCAGGUCGUAGACGUUCCCGGCAAGUUGGACUGCUGGCUAUGUAAGCAACCGUAGCAGGAAAAAAAAUUAUCAAGGUGACCAGUUACUCACCUGUCGCUUUUUUUUUGUCCCAUGACGCAGUUCUUCAUCGAAACAUAAUCUUAGUGUAUGCUCAAAAGACUUUCCCUUGACGCCUUGAGUUGUGUUCCAUUGUAAACUGUAUAGUGAGCACUCCCUCUCAAGUACUGCUCUGACUGAUGUUCUUCGCCGGAUGGUAGUGUGUUUGCUAUUUUGUUUUGAAGCUCCUGUGAUGUAUUAUGUUUUAUUGGGCGCAACUGCAGCAGGACCCGCGCUGCUCAGCGCGCUGCCGCUAGGCCCACCGCGACGGCCUCGCGAUGGCCCACUCGUGUUGGGCCUCCCGGAGCCCCGGUCCCGCCCCGCCUGCCUACAGUUCAUAACUUAUUAUUAAUUUAUUUAUGUAUUUUUAAAUGGGUCAGUCGUCUUCCAACUGUAGUGAGCAAAAGCUACAGAGAACGCCCCCAGUAGAAGUGUCCAUAACUAUGGCGGAAUGUGAGGAAAAAAAAUAAUCGAGGGAUAGUUUUUCUGACUGAACGGUCAGUUUUAAUGUUUUCCAUUCGUACUUGCCCAGGUCACUGUUUUGACACCAACUGGAUCUUGUCUAAGCUUUAAACAUGAACAACGAAAAGUGACCUGGGGUUUGACAAUUCCCCAAACUCUAUUACGCCGAUGACUCUGAUCGGUAUCCUCUGUAUCGACAUACCCACCACAAAGAUUGUCAUUUUGUUUACAAUCGUGUAGGUGUCUAAGACUUGCGUAAUUCAAAUCUACCGAUGUUACUGUCUCCUUUUUUCUUGGUCUAUUAUUGUUAUGUCUCCUAGCUGCAAAGCCGUAGCAAAAACCUUACACUAAUUUAUUUUGUAUAUAACUGUGAUCAAAUACAAAAUACUUUUACUUAAGAACAAUCCAGAUUAUUUAUACUUUUCCAUAAUAAAAUUGAGAGAAUAAGAAAA
Thrips palmi is the source of this 3465-nucleotide messenger RNA. RefSeq lists its product as uncharacterized. The record is from RefSeq and is a predicted model, not a curated record. Lineage: Eukaryota; Metazoa; Arthropoda; Insecta; Thysanoptera; Thripidae. The coding region runs from base 109 to 1887 and encodes 592 amino acids. The transcript is spliced from 12 exons.